CGUGACACAUAAAAACCAGGACUGAGAUGGCGGUCGGUAAGCUGACCUUCACCAAGGCGGAGAGAGAGAAGCUAGCUGAGGUCCUCUGGCUGCUCAACUGGAUCUCCGUGCUGACGGGAGCGAUCCUCUUUGGCAUGGGCUUAUUCCUCAAAGUAGAGAUUCAGAAAUGGCAGGAAGUGAUGUCAGAGCAAGGAAUCCUCUACGUGCCACAUAUGCUGAUCACCACGGGCCUGGCGGCCUGCUGCAUCAACUUCCUGGGUGCGAAGAUCUGCCUGGACUGCACCGACACCAACAAGUUCCUGCGCUGGAAACUGGUGAUGAUGCCGUACAUCAUCUGUACCUUCUUCUUCACUUCCUGCGUCCUGGCGGGGGCGCUCAUGUGCUACAGCAUCCGCAGUCAGCUGGAGGAGUCGCUGUUCCUGGGCCUGAGGAACGCCAUGAGGUACUACAAGGACACGGACACGCCGGGUCGCUGCUACCUGAAGAAGACUUUGGACUUGCUGCAGAUCCAGUUCCAGUGCUGUGGGAACACUGGGUACCGGGACUGGCUCCAAGUCCAGUGGAUCAGCACCCGCUACCUGGACAUGACCAGCAGCAGCGUGGUGGACCGUCUAAGGAGUAACGUAGGGGGGAAGUACCUGAUGGACGGCGUUCCCUUCAGCUGCUGCAGCACCUUGUCCCCACGGCCCUGCAUCCAGCAGCAGGUCAGCGACAGACGGGCCCAUUUUAACUUUGACCAGCAGAGCCAGCAGCUGAACCUGUGGAGGAGAGGCUGCCGACAGGCCCUGAUGGACCACUACACCAGCAUCAUGGGCUCCAUCGGCUUCACCGUGCUCCUCAUCUGGCUGUUUGAGCUGCUGGUUCUGACGGGAGUCCGUUACCUGCAGACGGCCAUGGAGAACGUUCUCCUGCUGGGUGAUCCAGACUCAGAGUCUGAUGGUUGGAUUCUGGAGAACAGCCUGGCAGAAACGGCCCGGUCCAACUUUAACAUCAUCAAGAACAUGGGGAAGUGUUACCAGGUCGACGACGACCCGAACAUCUACACGCCGCCCGCCGCCGCUGAGCGAGAGGUGCCAUCCCAGGUCCAGAUCCAUAGGACCAGCUAGCAGCUAGCUUGAGGAGUCAAAGACCUUCUGAAAGACCAGGACGAGCCGGAACACCUCAGGUUUCAAAACCUCCAGUUGAUGCUUCCUGAACUCAGGAACCCAGUUCCAGCUCCAGGAUGCUCUGAGGUGGAUCCGUCCUCUGGUCCUCGUUUAUUCAGUAUGUUAGCUUCCUGAGGAGCUGAAGAAAAGCAUCACCGAUGCCUUCCAAACAUUGCGUUUGGAAAAAUGUUCAGCUGAUGCUAGGAUGUCUGCCUUCAGAUGGAAGGAAGAACUUACGAGUGUGAAGAAGCUUUAUAAGGUUUUUAAAAACAUCCUUUGGACUGCUGGUGUUAGCAUGUUAGCCAUGUUACAUCAGAGAUAUAAAAUAGUAGAUGUGACAUGUUCUAAUGACUUGUCAUUCCAGGAUGGGACCAUGCGGCGGCCAUCUCACCUGGCUACAGUCUUAAAACUUCAAGAAGAGGAAAACAUGCACAUUCUCAAAAUUGUUUGUGGUGCUGGGAGUAGAUCCCCUCCAAUAUGUACUUUUUCAAAAAAAUGACUUGCUCCCGCACACACUUUCUUCUGCUUUAUUAGU
Sebastes umbrosus (honeycomb rockfish) is the source of this 1680-nucleotide messenger RNA. RefSeq names its product peripherin 2-like b (gene prph2lb). The transcript has 3 exons. Gene Ontology annotation, biological process: visual perception. The coding region runs from base 27 to 1106 and encodes 359 amino acids. Gene Ontology annotation, cellular component: membrane. The record is from RefSeq and is a predicted model, not a curated record. Lineage: Eukaryota; Metazoa; Chordata; Actinopteri; Perciformes; Sebastidae.